ACUGGUUCACAUGAGCUCCCCUCCCCCUGCAUGUGCACGCAUGUGUGUGCGUGUGCGUGUGCGUUUAAGAAUGUGCCUUACCAAAGUGUUUUAAGGGCACCGGGUCCAAACACUUUUGAGAUUACACGCUUGCCUUGAUAUCCUGUGUCUAGUUGGGGCUUCUACGACCAGCCCUCCCUCAACCAGGUUGCACGUUAUUCCUCCUUUAAACCGCUCAGCCUGAGCUUCUGACUUCGUUGUUGCGGACAGACUUUUUGAGUGCAACAGGGGGGCCGCACGAUGAAUGGGACUUUGGAAGAGCCGUGCAAGGAUGGCGACGGGUCCUUCAUGUUUACGUCCGAGUCGGUGGGAGAGGGGCACCCCGAUAAGAUAUGUGACCAGAUCAGUGACGCAGUGUUGGACGCUCAUCUGAAGCAGGACCCAGAUGCCAAGGUGGCCUGCGAGACGGUGUGCAAGACUGGCAUGGUGCUGCUCUGUGGAGAGAUCACAUCCCGCGCCAGCGUAGACUACCAGAAGGUGGUGCGAGAUACCAUCCAACACAUCGGAUACGACAACUCGGACAAAGGCUUCGACUACAAGACGUGUAACGUUCUGGUGGCGUUGGAGCAACAGUCCCCGGACAUCGCUCAGGGCGUGCAUAUGGACCGCCUGGAGGAUGACAUUGGAGCAGGGGACCAGGGUCUGAUGUUCGGCUACGCCACGGACGAGACGGAGGAGUGCAUGCCGCUCACCAUCGUCCUGGCCCACCGUCUCAACGCCAAGAUGGCCGAGCUGAGGCGGAGCGGCGAGGUGCCCUGGCUGCGCCCGGACUCCAAGACACAGGUGACGGUGCACUACGACCAGGACAACGGCGCGGUGAUCCCCCGGCGGGUGCACACGGUGGUGGUGUCGGUGCAGCACGACGACUUCAUCGAGCUGGAGGAGCAGAAGGCGGUGCUGAAGGAGAAGGUCAUCAAGGCCGUGGUCCCCGCCCAGUACCUGGACGAGGACACCAUCUACCACCUGCAGCCCAGUGGGCGCUUCGUCAUCGGCGGCCCGCAGGGGGACGCCGGUGUGACCGGGAGGAAGAUCAUCGUGGACACGUACGGCGGCUGGGGGGCCCACGGGGGCGGGGCCUUCUCGGGGAAGGACUACACCAAGGUGGACCGCUCGGCAGCCUACGCAGCCCGCUGGGUGGCCAUGUCCCUGGUGAAGGCCAAGCUCUGCCGCAGGGUGCUGGUGCAGGUAGCGUACGCCAUCGGAGUGGCCCAUCCUUUGUCCGUAUCGCUGUUCACCUACGGCUCCUCCCAGAGGAACGAGAAGCAACUGCUACAGAUCGUCAAUCAAAACUUUGACCUCCGACCUGGCAUCAUCGUGAGAGACCUGGACCUGAAGAGACCUAUCUACCAGAGAACCGCCUGCUACGGCCACUUCGGCCGGAAGGGCUUCCCCUGGGAGGUUCCCAAGGAGCUCAACUACUGAGCACUGUGUUUGUGCGUGUCUGCGUGUGUGUGUGUGUCUGUGUGUAUGUGUGUAUGUCUGUGAGAGUAUGCAUUCACGUGCACUUAUGCAUUCAAGUGUGCCUGUGUGUGCGAUGGAGUGUCAGGCUGGCUAACCAGGCCAAGCCGCCCACGUGGAACCUGUUAAUCAUGCAGCUUUCCCCUGAAAGGUGUUUGCGUUUUCGAUCCCGGAGUAAAGCGUACUCAUUGGACAGAAGGAGUGGAGUUGGAGGGUUCUCAAUGACUCAUUGGUCGAGAUUCUUACUGAAUGGUUAUCAGAGCUGCCAGUCUAGUAAAUUAGUUAUUGUUCUUUGCCAUUGUAUAAUGUCUAAAAAACAUUUUCUCAUUUAGGUAUCAACUUUAUGUGCGACUAAUCUGUGGCAAGAGCCUUGCAGUAUUAAGCCAAUGACCAAAUGUUACGCUAGAAGAGCCAUAUGUUGAAGAGUAAGCAUCAUAAGGUCUUAAUAUAUAAAACAAUACUAUGUACAAUACAAGAUUUAAGAUGAUUCAUUUUGACAUUGUUUCAAAUAAUAUUUUUUGGUUGAAAAAUUUAUUUUAACUUUGCUCUAAGGGUAUUGGAUUUAAAAGCUAUAGUGUUUAUACAUCCCUAAGUAUUAAAAAUCUUCCAUAAUCUAACAUGCUGAUACAUAUGCUUUGAAUACAAAUGUUUUCCUCAUCCUUAAGAGCUUUGCAUUUUCUUAAUAGGAACCACCUCCACAGUCUAAUGCUACUUAUACCCAAAUUGCUUAAAGUCUGUUUGUGGUGAAAAUGUAUUUGGCAAGAAGUGUUAACAACCUCAUUGAUUUCCAAAGAAAGCCUGUAAAGAGAAGACUAUGUGAGAAUGUUUAUGAGGAAACAACACUUCCUAGUUUCAGGGUGCUCUUGCUUCCAGCUACGAUAAGCACAUUUAUGAACUCAGUCAUCUUUCUCUCAUUCUCGCGCUCUCUCUCCAUCUCUUUCAUGGCUCAGAAUGCUGAACACAUUAUAUAACUCUCAUCCCAAUGUAUUAACUGACCUGAGAAAUCGUGUACAUAGGCUUUUUGAACAAUAAAACGAAAAACAAUAAAAACAAUAAAAAGAAAA
Molecule: messenger RNA, 2561 nt
Organism: Gadus macrocephalus (Pacific cod)
Lineage: Eukaryota; Metazoa; Chordata; Actinopteri; Gadiformes; Gadidae
Product: S-adenosylmethionine synthase-like
Exons: 9
Coding region: 280-1461 (393 amino acids)
Biological process (GO): S-adenosylmethionine biosynthetic process
Cellular component (GO): cytosol
Molecular function (GO): ATP binding; methionine adenosyltransferase activity
Source: RefSeq, a predicted model, not a curated record